Molecule: messenger RNA, 2120 nt
Organism: Lycium ferocissimum
Lineage: Eukaryota; Viridiplantae; Streptophyta; Magnoliopsida; Solanales; Solanaceae
Exons: 2
Coding region: 540-1814 (424 amino acids)
Source: RefSeq, a predicted model, not a curated record
CUGGCUGAGUGUCAAGUACCAAAAGUGUAAGGCCUGACUCGAUCUGGCUAAAUAAAAUAUAGUACUAGUAAUGGUAAUAGUAGCAGCAGUGUAUAAUAAUAAUGAUAAGUGGUCUUCAUUAGCAUGUAGCCGAAGGUUGCGCGUCCUCCUAUUUACAUUUACCCAUGGGAUGAGAAUGGGACUAUUCUUCCUCUUUGUUUUUAUGUUAGUAAGAAUAUGUAACUGCUUCCAUCUUUCUCAGAUCUCUCUUCCCAUUUCUGGAUUUAUUUAUAUCUAAGUUAUCCCUUUCCUAAACAACUAUACUCUACCUAUUCCUAGCUCCAUUUGCCAAUCCCAAAUUGAAGAAUACAAUACAACACAAUAGAAAAAAGCUUCCAUCCUUUUAAAUCCGAGGAAUUUACUGAGAAAAAAACAUUCCGGUGGCUGAAUCCCUAUACCAAAACCGAGAAAAGCUCUUGUCUUUCUGUCUUUAAAUUAAGUUUAACGAUCCGGAGAGCUGGUGGAUAGAUCGGAAAGAUCCAUAUUAGUAUUAUUGAUAAAUGGGCGGUUCUCAGUCGGUAGAGGUACCCUCACAGGAAGAUGAAGACCAAGAAGAUGAAGAAGAAAAUGCGGAGCACGAGAACGACACCCCUGAUGGCCGAUUAGUUGGUGAUGACACAGCUCUGCUCAAGAAGGUUCUUGAACAAGAGCCCGAGAUGUUACCUUGCCACGCCUCCGCAUCGCCUCUCUCCCCUCAGCUCUCUUCUUUCGGCACCCCUCGUUUGGGCCCUUCUAUCAAGGUGUGGGAUCCUUAUAAUGUUCUUGCCCCACCUCCCUCACUUCCCCCUCCCCCUCAUUUCCACCGCACCUUCUCCUCUGAUUCUGUGGAUGAGGAUAGGACCCUCACCGAGGUCUAUUUGAUUAGUAAUGGAGAGUGUCAUUCCAAUUUAAGGCCUGAUUUGAUUGCCGGCCGCUGCCCCGAGGCUGCACUUACCCCUAAUGGCAAGCGACAAGCAAGAGCUUUGGCUGUAUUUCUCAAGUCUCAAGGGAUUCGUUUCAAUUCUAUCUAUACGUCUCCCUUGGAUCGGGCACGAGCUACUGCCCUCUCUGUUUGCCAGGAAUUAAACUUUUCAGAGGAACGUAUACAAUCCUCUGAUGCACUACUGGAAAUGAGUCAGGGGCAUUGGGAGGGAUGCCACCGCUCAGAUAUUUUUACACCUGAAACAAUUAGCCUAAUGGAAAAGUUCCAGCCUGAUUUUUCAGCACCAUCUGGAGAGUCACUGAGGCAGGUGGAAUUCCGGAUGGUACAAUUCCUAAAUGGAACUGUUAUGGCAUUGCCUGAAAAAUUCAGAUCCGAUUUCUCUCCACCUGAUCAGGGUGAGAACCAGGGCUUCUCAAACCGUGGUUCUCAUGCACUUGUCAAUUCAGUUCAUGACCGAGAUGGGCCGCCCUCUUUCUCGUCGUCCCAUUGGGAUUCGCACCACAGGAACCGACAAGGACUUUCGAGGAAGAAGUCUGGAAAGAGUAGGCUUCAGAUCGUGACAACUACUGGGGAUCAUGAGGCUGAUGAUGAGAUGUCACCUCGAGAACCCAUUAAUCCUAACUCCAUCCGUGAUUUAAAUGUGCAAAUCACUACUAAUGUUUCUCAAUGCAUCGGUAUUUUUACACAUUCAAUUCCGGUUAAGUGUCUUCUUACUGGCCUCCUUGGCUGUAGUGCAAUGAUGACAAGUAAGAUAUGCAUAGAUGAUUCUUCUGUUACAGUGCUACAACAUUCCUGGAAAAUGGGAUGGCAGAUCAAGAGAAUGAACGAUACUGCACAUCUUAGACUUCUCUAGUAAAUUAUUCCAUUUGGCAGCUGAGAAAACUUAAAGUAUUCUGGCUCGAUUAAGGAAUUUUUCAAAGCAUUGUGUAUUCUACAACUAGAGUCAGAUCACGGGAUGAUAAUUUUGAUGAUUCUCAAUUUCUUUUGCAAAAUUAAUUUCCACUCCUCCAACUGCAUGCCGAACUGAAGAUGGAGUUGGAACCACGUCUGUGGAUUAUUGUUUCAAUUUGUAGCAUUUUUAAAUUCUUGAUAUUGUAGGGCACUUCUAGUGUGGCUUUCUUAUAAUAAGCUGUUGAGUAAAUCAGGCUGAGUUUGGUCC